Oncorhynchus masou masou (cherry salmon) is the source of this 2203-nucleotide messenger RNA. Its product is annotated as zinc finger protein OZF-like. Bases 232 to 1779 code for a protein of 515 amino acids. The transcript is spliced from 2 exons. NCBI's taxonomy places the organism in Eukaryota, Metazoa, Chordata, Actinopteri, Salmoniformes, Salmonidae. The record is from RefSeq and is a predicted model, not a curated record.
GACGGAACUCUUAUUUCAACAGCAGCAACAGUUAGUCAGACACCUCCAUAUCUUGCUAGACAACAGAGACGUACCAAUAAAGAUCUUUAGACGGGUUUGUAGAGCCAGUGUAUUUUAAACCCUUUACUGUCGUCUAGUUAGUUAUCCGAUUUAAUUUCAUAUUUACGGUGUUGUUAUUAGUCAGCUAGCUGGCUGGUUAAGUUAGCAUUAGCCUAGCUAACAUCCGCGACCAUGAGUUCACUGAGCUACUCUCCUCCAGCUGAAGAAGAGGCGGUCUACUGGACGGAGAAAGAAACUCUGGGGCUGAACAUUGUCGUCAAAGAGGAGAAGGAAGAGGAGGAUGUUACAAUACAAAAACAAGUAGAGGGUGGGGCAGUUACAGUGAAAGAAGAAGAGAAAGACGUUUCAGUGAAAGACGAGGAAGACCUGAUCAGAGUGAAAGAGGAGGAGGAUGUUACAGUAAAAGAAGAGGAGGAUGCAGUUUUUGGAGUGAAAGAGGAGGAGGGGGAGAUGACUGUCACAUCGAAAAAGGAGGAUGAAACUGGAUAUCUGGGCCCGGUUUCCCAAAGUCAUCUUAAGGCAUCCAAUGGUUCAAAUGAUGAACUUAGCCGUAAGAUGGUUUUGAGAAACCAUUCCCUGAUUAACACUCGAGAGAGACAUGACUAUUGUGGAUCCUCUGGGGAGCCUCAACAACACCAUGAAGCUGACGAGGCAGAGAAGAGUCUCUCCACAUCAGAACACCUCAAGAAACACCAGCUGAGACCCACAGGGAAGAAAUCUCACCACUGCUCUGACUUUAGAAAGAGUUACUCAAGAUCAUAUUCACUAAAAGUACACCAGAGAAUUCACACAGGAGAGAGAACAUAUCGCUGUAAUCAAUGUGGAAAGAGGUUUGCUCACUUAAAAACACUGGUAUUACACCUGAGAAUACACACUGGGGAGAAAUGUCACAGCUGCUCUGAUUGUGGGAAGAGAUGCACCUCUUUAGUAACCCUUAAAAUACAUCAAAGAAUCCAUACAGGAGAGAAACCUUUUUGCUGCUCUGACUGUGGGAAGAGUUUUUCUUGGUCAGGACAUUUAAAAUCACACCAGAGAAUACACACGGGAGAGAAACCUUAUAGCUGUGACCAAUGUGGGAAGAGUUUUACUCAGUCAAACAACCUGAUAUCACACCAGAGAACACACACAGGCGAGAAGCCUUACCACUGCUCUGACUGCGGUAAGAGUUUCUCAAGAAUAGAUACACUAAAAGUACACCAGAGAAUCCAUACAGGAGAGAAACGCUAUUGCUGCUCUGACUGUGGGAGGAGAUUUUUUUGGUCAGGACAUUUAAAAUCACACCAGCGAAGACACACUGGAGAGAAGCCUUAUAGCUGUGAUCAAUGUGGGAAGACUUUUACUCAGUCGAGCAACCUGAUAGCACACCGGAGAACACACACAAGAGAGAAAUAUCACAGCUGCUCUGAUUGUGGGAAGAGAUGUACCUCUUUAGUAACCCUCAAAAUACAUGAGAGAAUCCAUACAGGAGUGAAAUGUUAUAGCUGUGACCAAUGUGGGAAGAGUUUUACUCAGUCAAACAACCUGAUAUCACACCAGAGAACACAUACAGGGGAGAAGCCGUACCACUGUUCUGACUGCGGGAAGAGUUUCUCCAGAUCAGAUUCUCUAAAAAGACACCGGAGAACACACACAGGCGAGAAAUCUCAUAGCUGUGAACAAUGUGACAAGAGAUACUCUGAUAAAAGAUCUCUGAUUAAACAUCAGAAAAUUCAUACAUGAAGGAGUUGUUCCAUGAUAUCAAUGAAAUGAUGUCACAAUGUAAAUCAAAUCAAAUUACAGGAUUACAGUAGAUUGUUUUAACAGUGUAGUAGGAGUAUUCUAAUGAUGUCAUAAUGUAGAUAUGACAUACAUGAUAUCAAUGAAAUAAUAAUGAGUAUUUUAAUGAUGUUCUAUUGAUUUCAGUGGAACAUGGAUAUUAUAUAGCCUGAUAGCCUCAUCAGGGGAAAAAUCCAGGUUCUGAAUUGAAAGAUUACUAUUUAACAAAAAUAGUGUUGCGUUUACACUUACCUUAUUGGCGACCCACUUGAAUAAAGAUGCAACACAUCAAACUGUAGUUGUUUGCCACUAAUUUUUGUGUAACCGGUGAUGUACACAUUAUUCCCAGAUUCCUUGUGGUUUUUGAUCUGUUAGUUUUAACAGGACG